AUGUCUGCAAUGGGUGCUGUAUCGCCCUAUGGGCAGAUGGUCCGGAGCGUAGCCCGGUCCCAUCUGUUUUACGCUGCCCGACGAAACUUCGCCUCCACUACUGUUUGCGAAGCACAAAACGACAAUGGCAAUGCGAACUCCAACAAGAAGAAGUCAGGCUUUCUUUCAUCCGUGAAGGAUUGGGUUCUUGGUGAAUCGAAGCCCAAAGCCGCUUUUACGCCAAUGGCUCCGAAGCGCGAGGAAGGAGGUCUGGGCGCGAGCUCCAUUUUCGCCGACGACGUGGGUCAAACAUCUGGCCCCAAACCCAGCAAGCAGAAGAAGCAGCUCCAAGAACAGCAACCAGGACAAGAGGAAGAGGCCUUACCCUUGGAAAUGCGUGACAAGAAUCGCAUGCAGCUCGCUCUCAACCCUAAUCCACAGGCUCAGAUGCGAUGGGAGAAGAAGAUGAUCACAUCACAAAUCCGCAAGCGGGGCCGUGUUUCGAAAGAGGUUCAGAUCAAGCGGACGGAGCGCGAAUCCUUGUCCAAGUCACACUGGUUCAAGACGUCGGUGAAGAAGCUGGGUCCUUUGGCCAGACAGAUUGCGGGUAAGCCUCUCGACGAGGCGAUCUUACAGAUGCGUUUCAGCAAGAAGAAGGCUGCCAAGGAUGUCCUCGGACACCUGGAGCACGCCAAGAACGUUGCCACGGUCCGUGCCGGCAUGGGCCUAGGACUUCCUACGGGCACUUCUGCCGAGCCUGUCACCGUUACGCUCAAGUCAGGCGAGCGCAAGAAGAUCACCGAUCCUACGUCUAUCUAUGUCCAGCAAGCUUGGGUCAACCGAGGACCCUAUGGAUUUGGUAUGGAUCACCGUGCUCGUGGUCAAAUUAAUCGUCUUCGUCCUCCUACGGCUGGUCUGUCACUCGUGCUCAAGGAGGAGAAGACUCGCAUUCGAGAAUGGCAGCAGCGUGAGGCGGACGCUCUCCGCAAGCGUAAGGCUCAGCUUUGGACCCAAUUGCCAGACCGCAAGAUCUCUGCCCAGAAUCAGUACUACAGUUGGUGA
Molecule: messenger RNA, 1041 nt
Organism: Penicillium diatomitis
Lineage: Eukaryota; Fungi; Ascomycota; Eurotiomycetes; Eurotiales; Aspergillaceae
Product: mitochondrial 54S ribosomal protein uL22m
Exons: 2
Coding region: 1-1041 (346 amino acids)
Biological process (GO): translation; ribosome assembly
Cellular component (GO): ribosome; mitochondrial large ribosomal subunit
Molecular function (GO): structural constituent of ribosome
Source: RefSeq, a predicted model, not a curated record